AUGCGCGUCUCAUUACUCACUGCCCUGGCAGCCACCGUCUCGUGCGCCUCAGCGGCCCUGACCUGGUCACUGGAAAAGUCCCCGAACCCAACCGCAGACGAAGCCAGCGCCUAUAGCCUGAUCGAGGCCGCAAUGACAGCAGCUGUCGCCCGCCACGCCCGCCUCGGAGACGCUAGCAAAACCCUCCACGUCUACUACUCCCCCGGCGUCCCCACCGCCGAAGCCAACUACAACGGCGACAUUCGAUUCGGCAGCGAUCGCAGCUACAUGAACGAGCGCACGGCGCUCCACGAGAUCGCGCACACCCUCGGUGUUGGGCAGACAGCUGCCUUUGACCAGCUUUGCGCGAGCGGCAACUGGCCGACUGCUCUUCCGCUGCUCCGGUCGUGGGACGGGUCGGAUGCAGUGAUCAACUGCGGUGGGGGGCAUUUUUGGCCGUAUGGGCUUAACUACGAUAACGAAUGGAGCGAGACAAAUGGCGAUCGGAAUGUUUUGUUGGUGAAUGCUAUGGUUGCUGAUGGCAUGUAG
Molecule: messenger RNA, 528 nt
Organism: Aspergillus terreus NIH2624
Lineage: Eukaryota; Fungi; Ascomycota; Eurotiomycetes; Eurotiales; Aspergillaceae
Exons: 1
Coding region: 1-528 (175 amino acids)
Source: RefSeq, a predicted model, not a curated record